Molecule: messenger RNA, 528 nt
Organism: Helianthus annuus (common sunflower)
Lineage: Eukaryota; Viridiplantae; Streptophyta; Magnoliopsida; Asterales; Asteraceae
Product: protein DETOXIFICATION 55
Exons: 1
Coding region: 1-528 (175 amino acids)
Biological process (GO): transmembrane transport
Cellular component (GO): membrane
Molecular function (GO): xenobiotic transmembrane transporter activity; antiporter activity
Source: RefSeq, a predicted model, not a curated record
AUGUACACAUUGCCAUCAGCGCUUAGCAUGUCGAUAUCGACGCGGGUCGGGCAUGAGCUCGGGGCAGGAGAACCGGGUCGGGCCUGUUUGGCAACGCUAGUGGCAAUCGUACUGGCGCUUUUAACGUCUGCUUUUGGGUUGUUGGGGAUUGCGUUUGGAAAAGAAGCAUGGGGGAAAGUGUUCACAAGUGAUUGUGAAGUUUUAGAGUUAACGAUGGCGGCUUUACCGAUAAUUGGAGUGUGUGAGCUGGCAAACUGCCAACAAACCACGUGUUCUAGUGUUCUUUGCGGAAGUGCGAGACCGUCUAUUGGUGCGAGAAUCAAUCUGUGUUCGUUUUACUUAGUGGGUACACCCAUACCCGUAAUUUUAGCGUUUGUGUGGCCGUUAGGGUUUUUGGGGUUGUGUUAUUCUGUCCAUAUUGAUGGUGAUAUACAGGACUGGGAGAAAGAAUCAUUGAAUACAAGACAGUUGGUAGGAAGAAGUGAAUAUCGAAUAAUGGAAUGUGAGCAAGGAAUCGGGUUUAUUUAG